UCUUGCCUCCUAUCCCUACAACCAGAGUUUUGAAGCCCUUCAAGCCAAAAAACCAGAGAGGUGGUGGAGAGGCAGCAGAGGUUGCAGAGAGGUAGAGGAGGAAGAUAAUCUGCAGCUGAUCACUGCUGAAACUUAGGAGGGGGAAGCAACCAUCCAAUGGCCACCAUGAUCACCUCAUCCAUCCUCAACCCCAAGUCCCUGGCUGCACCAAACACACCCCCCACCAACUCCAAACCCAUUAAGAUCCAACCAGCAGGCCUGGUCCUCCCCCUCCAGAACCUCCCCAAGCCGCUUACCAGCUUGAAAACAGCAACGGGAGCAGUAAUUGCCACCUCCCUCCUUUCGCCGCUUUCCGCCUCUGCCGCCGAACAGAUCGCCGACGUCGCCGCAGCUGCCGGCGGCGAAGACAACCGCGGUCUGGCUCUCCUCCUCCCCAUUAUCCCAGCGAUUGGGUGGGUGCUCUUCAACAUCCUGCAGCCUGCCCUGAACCAGCUCAACAGAAUGAGGGAGACCAAGGGGUUGAUUGCGGGUGUUGGCAUUUCUGCUGCUGCUGCUGCAUCUGGGCUGCUCUACGCACCAACCUCAGAUGCCCUUGAGAUUGCUCAGAUCGCUGAGGCUUCUUCCGAAGACAACAGGGGCCUGUUGCUGCUCUUUGUGGUCAGCCCUGCCCUUGCAUGGGUGCUCUACAACAUCUUGCAGCCCGCGUUGAAUCAGCUCAACAGGAUGAGAUCUGAAUGAUCUUUGUACUGCUGUGAUCUCUGCAUGAUCUUGAAAAGGAACUUUUUAGGACAUUUUGGGGAGUUUUGCAUCUGUGAAUUUACAUGGCUUUCUGGUUAAGCAUGACCCUUUCGUCUCGAUUACUUCUUGAAUUUCUCUGUAUAUCAUGACCUUGAAAGUGCUUUUGUAAUAUAUCAA
Molecule: messenger RNA, 915 nt
Organism: Nymphaea colorata (pocket water lily)
Lineage: Eukaryota; Viridiplantae; Streptophyta; Magnoliopsida; Nymphaeales; Nymphaeaceae
Product: photosystem II core complex proteins psbY, chloroplastic
Exons: 1
Coding region: 157-738 (193 amino acids)
Biological process (GO): cell redox homeostasis; photosynthesis
Cellular component (GO): membrane; chloroplast thylakoid; photosystem II
Molecular function (GO): manganese ion binding
Source: RefSeq, a predicted model, not a curated record